AUCUGAAGGAAACUUGUUUCAUCUGGCAGCUAGUGGUUUGAAGAGCUUAAACUAGAUGUAAGUUAGUGUACACAACAGUGUCCCACUCUCACGCAGUAGGGCUCCUGCAGCUUCACAUACCAAGCCAAGUGGCAGGUCAGUAGCAAGCCAGUGUGUGUGACAUCUGGUCUACAUGUUGUCCUGCAACCAGUUCAACACAGCACCUCUUCUGAGGAUGAUAUUCCUUCACACACUCUCAGCAAUGCUCCAGCACGGCCAGGGAGCUGCCCUGAGACUCCGACAGCGGUACCGCCUCCGCUGCCCGAGACCUGUCCGAAGGGAGGGCCAGGAGCCACCUGCACAGCCCUGGCACCGCUCUGGCUUUGCCAUCGGAGACCGGACCGCGCUCACACAUUGGUUACACGUUCUUUCCUCAUGGUACGGUGCAGUCCUUCGCAAUAAGGCUUCGACCCCACGAUACGGUAUAUAGUGGGCACGGUGUUACUCGGUCGAAGGUUGGACUUGAUCAUCUCGAAAGGAUUUUUCAACUUUAAUGAUUCGACGAUUUUUGUAUUUUCUCGUUGGAGCGUGACCUGAUGCGGCGAGGAACGCGCCGUGGGGGCACAGCGCGGUGUGAGAGGUGCCACUGCCGGCAGGGCCCCAGGACAGUGUGAGAGGUGCCACUGCUGGCACGGCCUCAGGACAGUGUGAGAGGUGCCACUGCCGGCAGGUCCCCAGGGGAGUGUGAGAGGUGCCACUGCCGGCAGGGCCUCAGGACAGUGUGAGAGGUGUCACUGCCGGCACGGCCUCACGGGGGUGUGAGAGGUGCUACUGCCGGCACGGCCUGGGCCGGCAGAGCAGCACCCAGUACCACCUGGCGUGACGGAGGCGCGGCCGUGCCUAGCGGUAUCCGCCCCGAGGGCCCUUCACCCAGCUAUAUAUUUAUGUAUAUUUUAUUUAUUUAUGUUUAUGUUUGUUUAUUACUCGUCUAUUUCUUCGUCGCCUCUCCCGGGUCCCGUCAGUGCCCCACACCCGGCCCGGCACCCCUUGCCCCCCUUGCCAGCGCGGCUGCGCCGGGGCCAGCCGCAGCCCCGCGCCGGUUCCUGCGCCGCGGAGUUUCCGCCGCCGUGUCCUCCGCUCCCCCCGCGCCGCGCCCCGGCCGCCAGGCGCGUUUUCACGAGCCGCCCAUGAGCAGCAUGGCGGCGGCGGCGGCAGCGGCGGCCCCUCCUGCUGCCCGCGGUCUGUAGGUGGCGCGGCGGCCGAGGGCGCUCCCGGGCAGCGGCUCCGGCGGCGCCUCCGCUGCGCCGCGUCCCGCGCUCCCCCUGCCCGCCGGGGCCGCGGCGGGGGCGGCCGGGCUGCGCUGCGCUGCGCUCCGCCCCGCCGUGCGGGGGUGUCUGGGCGCCCGGGAGCAGCACGGCUGCUGCAGUGCCGCGGCGGCCGAGCGGAGCGGCUGAGCUGAGGGUGCCGCGGGGGCUCCUCGGAGGGAGGAGGAGAGGAGGGCGCGGGGUCGCGGGUGCCGACGGCACUGAGAGGCUGCCGGGAGCGGGACCAUGUCGCUGCAGAGCCCGCCGGCUGCCGCCGAGCUGCCCCCCGGUCCCGGCGAGGGGCAUCCGCCGGGAGCGGAGCUGAGCCAGGGCAGCGCCGCGGCCCCGUCAGCCGAGGAGGGUGGCGAGGAGGAGGAGGAAGAGGGAGAAGGGGAGAAGGAAAAAGAAAAAGAAAAGGAAAAGGACGGAGAGAAAUUGCCGCCCAUCCCGUCGGCGUCCACCGCGGCUGCUGGGGGGCUGGAGGAAGGAGCCAAAAAUCAGUUGUCCACUUUCAGCAAUCUCAUCACAACUAUCAACCAAAAGAAAGAAGGCAUCGGAAACAGAAAUUCGCCUACGCAACUUGUUAUACCCAACAUCAAAAAUGGGAGGGACCUACCGCCUCUUUGCCUCGAUGUACGGCAAAAGCAGCGCAUGUCCAUGGAUACAUUACCCCAAGAACUGAAAGCACCAGUUCCUCCUGAACCUUCCCUUCCAGUUCGAACCAAAACUGUGAAAGAUUUUCAGGAUGAUAUGGAAAAGUCGAAGGCAUCGGGAGAUUGGAAAGCUGUACAUAAUUUUUAUUCUACAACUUUUGAUUCUUUCUUGGAGAUAAAUGCUGCAUUUAAGAAAGAUACCAAUUCUCCAUUUAAUACCAUUGAGGACUCUGGAAUCGAUGCAAAAUUUGUGAAUGUUGUCUAUGAUGCCUUAUUAAAUACUCCUCAAGAUGUUCAGAAGUCAGUCCUAAAAGGAAUAAUUAAUGGUCUACUGCAAGAAUGGACAGGGCCACGAACAAAGGAUGAUCUUAGAGCAUAUUGUAUACUUUUACAGAAUCCUCAAUUUAGUAACACUUCUACUUAUGUCAUCUAUGCUCACUUGCUAAGACAGAUAGCAGCCUUAACAGAAGCUGACCAUCAUUUCCUAGUGCACUGGUCUAAAAAGAUUUCACAGAAGAGGUUCAAGCAGGUGGUGGACAGGUUACUGCAAUUUAUUUCUUUACGGCUGUUUCCUGCAAAACCUGAAGAGUUUCCACCUAUGGUCAAAUGUACCUGGUGGAUUCCAUCAGCAACAAAAGUCCUGGCUUUAUUUAAUGCUGCAAAUAGUCUGAUUAGCCCUCCUAUUAUUUCAUAUACAGAUUUCUAUAAUUCUACACUUGAUCAUAUUGAUCUUAUGGAAGAAUAUCAUAACUGGCAAUGCUAUGGGAAUUCUCACAGGUUUUCUUUCUGUCAAUACCCAUUUAUUAUUUCUAUAGCAGCAAAAAAAGUUAUUAUUCAAAGGGACUCAGAACAACAAAUGAUAAGUAUUGCACGGCAAAGCCUUGUGGAUAAAGUCUCUCGCAGACAGAAGCCUGAUAUGAAUAUGUUAUUCCUAAAUGUGAAAGUGAGGAGGACACACCUUGUUAGUGAUUCACUUGAUGAGCUAGCAAGGAAGAAGGCAGAUCUGAAAAAGAAGUUGAAAGUCACAUUUGUAGGAGAAGCUGGUCUUGAUAUGGGUGGCCUGACAAAAGAAUGGUUUCUGCUUUUGAUUCGGCAGAUUUUUCACCCAGAUUAUGGCAUGUUCACCUACCACAAGGACUCGCAGUGCCAUUGGUUCAGCAGCUUUAAAUGCGACAACUACUCAGAAUUCCGACUGGUUGGAGCCCUUAUGGGACUUGCUGUAUAUAACAGUAUCACCUUGGAUAUUCGUUUCCCACCUUGCUGUUACAAGAAAUUAUUGAGUCCUCCCAUUGUUCCCUGUGAUCAUAACACACUUGUAGGCAUCUGUGGUGUCACAUUAGAUGACCUGUUUCAGAUUAUGCCUGAAUUGGCGCAUGGACUAAGUGAACUUCUAUCCUAUGAAGGCAAUGUUGAAGAGGAUUUUUAUUCAACUUUUCAGGUUUUCCAGGAAGAAUUUGGUGUUAUAAAAUCUUACAACUUAAAGCCAAAUGGAGAUAAAAUUCCAGUCACAAAUCGGAAUAGGAAAGAAUAUGUGCAGCUCUAUGUUGAUUUUCUUCUCAAUAGAUCGAUCUACAAACAAUUUGCAGCUUUCUAUUAUGGAUUUCAUAGUGUCUGUGCUUCAUAUGCAUUACUGCUACUUCGUCCAGAGGAGGUUGAAAUUCUCGUCUGUGGCAGUCCUGAACUGGACAUGUCUGCUUUACAGAGAAGUACCCAGUAUGAGGGCUACCAAAAAACUGAUCUGACUAUACGAUACUUCUGGGAUGUAGUACUUGGAUUUUCUCUGGAUCUUCAAAAGAAGCUGCUACACUUUGCUACAGGAAGUGAUAGAGUACCUGUGGGAGGAAUGGCUGAUCUGAAUUUUAAGAUUUCAAGGAGUGAAACAUCCACUAAUUGGUUACCUGUGGCACAUACCUGCUUCAACCAGCUUUGUCUCCCUCCUUACAAGAACAAGAAGGAACUGAGGCAAAAGUUAAUAAUUGGAAUUUCAAAUGCAGAGGGGUUUGGUCUGGAAUAAAAUACUCCAAGAACAGCAUUUUUAUGUAGCAUUCACUCUCUUCUGAUUGUGCCUUUAAGCUUUUCAUUGUUAUGUCUCUUAAUACUGUGCCAGUUUUAUCGCAUUUAGAUAAUUUUUUUUAAUUAAAUAUGAAGUGUAUGUUUUUUUCCUGAAUGGCAAUAUAUUUGCUGCUUGCUUUGUCACAGAAGUAGCUUUCUUUGUACAAAAAGCUCAUCUGUUUGAUAAACCAAACCCAACUAAGGCAAUUCCCAAGUGUUAGGUUUUUCUUAAUAGCACUUUAUUAUUAAUCAUAAUUCCUUUACAUCAAGUUGUCCCACUGGGAGAAAAUACACAGAAUAUUUCUCUAUUGGUUAAUCCCAGUGGCAGAAAAAAUAUAACAUCAGCAUGUAGCUUUUUUUUUUUUUUUUUCACAAAGGCAAAUAGGAAUUUUAGUCUUUAUUAAAUGUAUGUAGUUGUAUUAUUCUGGUUUUCCUGCUUGGUGAAACCAGCUAAGAAGUAUGUAAAUAACUGCCUGUGAAGAAUAGGGUUUUGAUAGUGCCAUUUACUGCUAAAAAAAUAUUUUUUAUUAAUAAGAGGUUUUAGAUGUUGUAUAUUUAGCUUUUACACUUGACAGUACAAGAGUGUUAAAAGGUAUUUUUUCAGCUUGAGGGGAUUCAAGUUCAAGCUUACAAGUAUUAAGGAAUUUGUAUGUUCAUUCUUAACAGCAAACUAGCCAGAUCUACUGUAGCAUUAUAGUAAACAAAACUAGAUAUUUAAAAUAAAUUCCUCAUCUGGUGAAAUGCUUUAGGAAGAGAAUUAUAUCCACAACCCAGUGGAAAACUGGAUUGUGGAUAUAAUUCUAUACACUAUAUGAGUGGAAAACUGAUAUAGUGUAUUAGGGUAUCUUUUUUUUGCAGCAACUUUGUUGAAAGUCUUAAAUAAGCUGUGACAAAAGUGAACACAAUAACAUUUCUGAAGAAUGUUGCAAUUUUUAUUAACUUGGAGACCAGCAUUUUAAAAUAUUUUGUGUUUUUUGCUGCACAAACUCUGCGAAAAGAAUUCUUGGUAUGUCUGCUCUGAGUUAGUAAAUUACCAGCUGGGGAAGAAAUGGUUCUAAAAUACUGAAAGAAUUGUAAGUCUGGGUUUUAUUCAUUAAAUGGAAAGACUUUGUCAGCAUGUAUAGUGGUUUUAAAUAUGAACAGCUACUGUGUGUUCUGUAGAUUUUUCUUUCAGCUGAAUAAGGCCCAGAUCAUUUGAGACACUUUGGCAUCUAAUUUGUCAGCUUUCCCCAUUGACUUCUGCUGGGGCAUGGAUGCAUAUCUAUCUUGUAGUGUCUGUAUUCAAAUACUAUAUUAGUCUUCUUUCUUUCUCUGUAUUAUUUACAUGCAAUCAACAGAUUUACGAAGGAUUAACAAAUUAAUCUGUCUAAUUCAUGCUUUCAAAGCUGUUCUGGAUAUUCUUCAAUAGCUACAUGUAAAUUUUAUUUUUUUAUUUCUCUUUAAAUAGUUACUGGUGAUUUUACUGUUUUAUUAAGGCAGAGAUAAAUAUUAGGAUAUUUUAGAAUAUUUGACACAUAGUGCUGUCAUUGAAACCAGUAAUAAAAUUUCCAUCGGCUUUAGCCUGGAACUAUGCUCGGUUAGCACAAAGUGUGCUAAAAGCAGCACUGAAAAAUUCUGCAUUUUUUCAUUGUUUCUCCCAAAUAGAGAUUUUAAAAUGAAUUUUAACUUGCAGGAUUUCAGAUGUUGAGAUACAAAUUAAGCUUUCACUGUUGCACUGAAUGAACUAGCUAGCUGCAAGCAAUGUUAAUUUCUAACACCUGAAUGUGGAUGUAAGUAGGAAACCUGGAAACAAUGACCUACUGCCUUUCCUCUCUUUGUAGAAUUGGAUUCAUGAAAGGUUGGCUUAUGAAUAAAUAGCUAUACAGUUUAUCUGAAAACAUGGCAAAUUAGCCAAAAUAUUUUUUUAAGGCUUAAACCUGCUUUUAAUAACUAUUUAUCUACUAUUGUUAAAAUAAAAGCUUUAUCUUUUCUCCUUUUCACUGAAUUGCACUUUGCCUUCUGUUCAGUUUUAUUUAUUGAAGCUUUUUUUGAGAUAAUGUGUAAUAUUACCUCAGAAUUCUAAAAAUGCUAUUGUAUUUGCAUCGGUUUUUAAAUCAGAUUGUCAUUCAAAGACAUUUUAUAUAUUUCCUGAUGUUGAUAAAUUAAAUAGUAAAUUUUGUAUUUGUUAAAUGAAAGCAUUACACUGUAUUUAUGAAAUAAGCCUCUGAUAAUUUUAAAAAAUUUAUUCAAUGGUGAUUUGUUGUUCUUGUGUCUUGCCCUGUAACCCAGCAAAUCUUUUUUUAUCUCCAUCAUUGUUUUGUACUGUACAAAAGAAAUCUUGUUUGUAUAAACUUGUUCACUACUAAGUAUCUAUUUUUAUGUAUGAAAAUUGUCCAGUCAUUAAAUCAAAUAUUUCAAAUGC
Motacilla alba alba is the source of this 6389-nucleotide messenger RNA. It is a transcript of the gene HECTD2, whose product is annotated as HECT domain E3 ubiquitin protein ligase 2. Gene Ontology annotation, biological process: protein polyubiquitination. Lineage: Eukaryota; Metazoa; Chordata; Aves; Passeriformes; Motacillidae. The record is from RefSeq and is a predicted model, not a curated record. The transcript has 21 exons. Gene Ontology annotation, molecular function: ubiquitin protein ligase activity. The coding region runs from base 1530 to 3950 and encodes 806 amino acids.